Odobenus rosmarus divergens (Pacific walrus) is the source of this 2094-nucleotide messenger RNA. RefSeq names its product chromosome unknown open reading frame, human C11orf35 (gene LMNTD2). Gene Ontology annotation, cellular component: lamin filament. Gene Ontology annotation, biological process: chromatin organization. The record is from RefSeq and is a predicted model, not a curated record. The transcript has 16 exons. Bases 1 to 2094 code for a protein of 697 amino acids. Gene Ontology annotation, molecular function: structural constituent of chromatin. Lineage: Eukaryota; Metazoa; Chordata; Mammalia; Carnivora; Odobenidae.
AUGGCCCCUGAGUCUUGCCAAGAGGCUGAAGGAGCCGAGAAAGAGGCUUCCUUAUCCCUGGUGGACCAAGAGCCAGUCAAUGGCCACCUGGAGCCUCCAGCUGGCACACCCCAAGAAUCAGUGGCUCCCACAUGCCCACAGGACACCAAGCCCAGCUCUCCCCGGGUGGUCUUCUCUGUUAACCUGCAGUCGGCCCCUGAGUCCCUGGACCCUCGAACCCUGCGGCUGCUGUGGGGUCAACGGGGACUAGAGAUCCAGGCCCUGCGGUGGGCCAUCCAGAACCACCAGGAUGCCCGGCAUUGCCACGUCCUGCACGAGGUGGCUGGACUUCCACCCAAGAGGAGCGCAUGCAAUCGGGAAAAGUUCCUGCAGAACCAGGUCCAAAAGCUGACUCUGGAGUUGAAAGAACAGAAGGAACAGGCCCAGCUGGAGAAGUCCCAGCUGGAGGAACGUCUGCUGCAGACCGUGACCACAAUGCAGCAGCUGGAGGCUGAGCUGCAGGCCUUCCAGAAGUCCUGCCUCCUGCAGCUGGCCCGCUCCUCCUGGGUGGGUCGCAUACUACGAUCUUCCACCGGCAGUGUGGAGGUGGUAACUGCAGAAACCCUCAUGGACUUCAGUGACCUCUCUGAGAGUGAACAGGGCCCCUCCACUGGGGAGGGUUUCCGGCUGGAGGACGUGGACUGGAACAGCAUUGCCCAGCGGUAUCCCAACCUCUUCAUCAACAUCGAGUCCAGCUCAGACCAAAAGCACCCACGACCCCUGCCACCCCCACAGUCCCCACUGUUGGACGAGUGGGGCUCGGAGCUGCACAGACAGCACAUGGAACAGCAUCUCAAGAGUGUCGAGUGGAGUUCCCUGCCCUUCGUGGGCACUAGCAGCUCGGGGGGCGCAGACUCCGACUCCAGCAGUGGCCAGCUGGCUGAGCAUUACCGUAUGCAGAAGGUGACAGGACACCCACCCGGCACGCCAGGCCGCAAUUCUUCUGAGCUGACAGAGGCACGCUCGAGGAGCCUCAGCAGGGAAAUGCAGACACAGCCUGAAGGCUCCAGGGUCCAGCCCUCCUGCUCUGGAUCUGACCCCGGGAGCUGUUCCUCUCCCAAGUGCACCCUCAGGGUGCUGCAGAAAGCCCACCAGGACCAGCCUGGCAAGACUGUUCUGAUGAAGGAGUCCUGUGCAGAUCCAGAGCACCCACAUUCCGAGCGCCAUUGGAGCCCAACGGGUUCCUGCCUGAAGAUCGUGGCUGUUAACGGCCGGGAGAGGUUUGUGCGCGUCCUCAACCAGUCGCUGGAGGAGACUGUGGACCUGGGUGGCCUGAUGCUGCAGCAGCACCUGCACGACUUCCCCGUGUGCAUGUAUCGCUUCCCGCUGGGCACGCUGCUGGCGCCGCGGCACCAUGUCACGGUUUGGGGCGAGGGGCCCCGCAGCACCAAGAAGCAGCUGCCCUCUUCCUUGGGCCAGGAGCCCGUGCACUUCCACUCCAGCCGGGGAUAUGUGACUCUCCUCCUGAACCCCAAAGGCGAGGUCCUGAGCAAGCAUCAGGCCCCCCACUGCGUGUCCCCCACCUCGAGGAUCUUCGCCGACAACACCGAUUUGUCCAUAGACCGCUUCUUGCUCUCAGAGGCUGGGCAUGGGGCUGACACCUGCGAGCAGAAGCCUGGGCCUCAACACUCCCACGCGGGCAGGGUGCGGGAAGCCCGGGCCAGACGUCGGAGGCCCAGGACACGAGUCCUCUUCCCCCCGCUGAGCACCAGCAAGAUCUUCCGCCCACGGGAGGUGCCAGCGCAGUCCGAGGCCGCCGAGACCCUCGCGCCGGAGCUCCUGCCGGCCAUCCCCGCAGAGGCUGGGCUGUGCCUCGAGGACUGCCAGGCUAGGAAGGAGCACAGGGUCCGGGUAUGCCGGAAGAGGGUGGACCGGAGCUGCCCGAUGGUGGCGCUGUCGGUGCAGAGCACGGCUGAGAGCAGAUACGGCUUCCGCUUCCUCCCCUGCCCCCCUGUGACUUCUGAUAGUUGCUGGGGAUGCAGAGGCCACAAAGCCUGGGCUCUGGCUUUGGGUCACUGGAUCCCAACCCCAAGGUGGCCCCGGGCCAGGUCCUAA